Talaromyces amestolkiae is the source of this 1167-nucleotide messenger RNA. RefSeq lists its product as uncharacterized. Bases 1 to 1167 code for a protein of 388 amino acids. Gene Ontology annotation, molecular function: copper ion binding; oxidoreductase activity. NCBI's taxonomy places the organism in Eukaryota, Fungi, Ascomycota, Eurotiomycetes, Eurotiales, Trichocomaceae. The transcript has 2 exons. The record is from RefSeq and is a predicted model, not a curated record.
AUGCCAACAAUUGCCAUUUUACCUAGGAUCUACUGGGCUGUUCGUUCCUACACAUUCUCCAUAUCACGAGCUACAAAGGCACCCGAUGGCUACCAGAAAAGUGUUAUCCUGAUCAAUGGUCAAUUUCCAGGGCCCUUGAUUGAAGCUAACUGGGGAGACACUAUUGAGGUUACUGUUUACAAUGAUAUUAAAGAUACUGCCGAAGGCGUAACUCUUCACUGGCACGGGCAACCGCAGCGCCUUAGCCCUGGAGAAGAUGGUGUUCCAGGAGUCUCUCAAUGUCCAAUCCCUCCAGGAAGCUCUCUGACAUACCGCUUUCGUGCCGAAUACUUUGGAACUGGAUGGUAUCAUUCACACAUGAGCGGUCAGUAUACAGACGGCUUAUACGGUCCGAUGGUGAUAUAUGGACCAACGCAGGUUCCGUAUGAUAUUGACCUUGGCCCGAUUAUGCUAUCGGAUUAUAGCCACACUUCAUACUAUGAUAUACUGAAGUCUGCAUAUCUGUUUCCUCCCGUGUUUCCAACCAUAGACAAUAAUUUGAUAAAUGGAAAAGGAAUUUUCGAGUGCAGCCUUGCCAAUGAAACCAUCUGCACUCCGUGGGCUGGCCUGUCCAAAUUUGCAUUCCAGGCCGGUAAAGUUCACCGUCUCCGGCUCAUCAAUACGGGAGGUGAGGGUUCGCAGAAGUUCAGCAUCGAUGGUCAUAUCUUGAAGGUUAUCGCUAAUGACUACGUGUCGGUCGAGCCUUAUGAAACGGACGUUGUGACUCUUGGUAUUGGCCAACGUACUGAUGUCCUGGUGACCGCAUCGGGAGCUGCAAAUGGAGCGUACUGGAUGCGAUCCGACAUUGACGAGGAUUGCCUCAAUUUAACCUCUGUCAAUAGUCAUGCACUGGCCGCAGUAUAUUAUCCUCACUCCAGCACCAACGCCGUCCCAAACACAACUGCAACAACGUGGUCGAGCAACAACUGUCAGAAUGACCCCCUCAAUCAGACAAUUCCAUACUACCCAACGACUCCGCCUUCACAACCAACAACAACGGCUUAUGUGAACAUCACCGUUGGUCAGAACGCUACUGGCGAAUUUAUCUUUUUCAUAAAUGGGACUUCUUUCGAAGUGGACUAUAAGUGCAUACCCCUUUCCCUUGCGCCCUAUCUCAAAUCUACCUAA